GAGAGAGAGAGAGAAGCAGAAGGAAGGAAGGAAAGAAGGAAGGAAGGAAGAAAGAAGCAGGGAGGGCAGGGGAUGGGAUGGGGCCCUCCAGGUGCAGACGCCCCCUCCCCACAGCCCCCUCCUCCUCCUCCUCCUCCGGAGACCUGAAGGGGCAGCUCCCGUGGCACCCCGAUGGACCUUGACCUGGACUACGAGCGGCCCAACGUUGAGACCAUCAAGUGCGUGGUGGUGGGCGACAACGCCGUGGGCAAGACCCGCCUCAUCUGCGCCCGGGCCUGCAAUGCCACCCUCUCGCAGUACCAGCUCCUGGCCACCCACGUGCCCACCGUCUGGGCCAUCGACCAAUACCGCGUCUGCCAGGAGGUGCUGGAGCGCUCCCGGGAUGUGGUGGACGAGGUCAGCAUCUCCCUCCGCCUUUGGGACACCUUUGGCGACCACCACAAGGACCGGCGCUUCGCUUAUGGCAGGUCAGACGUGGUGGUGCUCUGCUUCUCCCUGGCCAACCCCAACUCCCUGAAGCACGUGAAGACCAUGUGGUACCCAGAGAUCAAGCACUUCUGCCCUCGCACCCCCAUCGUGCUGGUGGGCUGCCAGUUGGACCUCCGCUACGCCGACCUUGAGGCCGUCAACCGCGCCCGGCGACCCCUGGCCAAGCCCAUCAAGCCUUCCGACAUCUUGCCCCCCGAAUACGGGCACGAGGUGGCCAAGGAGCUGGGCGUCCCCUACUACGAGACCAGCGUGGUGGCCCAGUUCGGCAUCAAGGACGUCUUCGACAACGCCAUCCGGGCCGCCCUCAUCUCCCGGCGCCACCUCCAGUUCUGGAAGUCCCACCUCAAGAAGACCCAGCGGCCCUUGCUACAGGCCCCCUUCCUGCCCCCGAAGCCCCCGCCGCCCAUCAUCCACAUCCCGGAGCCGCUGCCCGGGGAGGGCCGGGGCCCCACCGCCCUCUUCCACCAGCCCAUCUGUGCCGACGUCGCCUUCUUCCUGCAGGGCGGCCACCGGGUCUUCGCCCACCGCGUCUACCUGGCCACCUCCUGCUCCAAGUUCUACGACCUCUUCAUGCUGGACUUGGGGGGUGAGGCGGUUGCGGGGGCCAAGGAGCCCGCCGGCAGGACGAAAAGCCUGGACGCCGCAGACAAAGCGCCCCCGGGGCCCCCGGCGGCCUCUCUCCGGACCUCGCAGAGCGACGACCCGCUGCGCUUGGCCCCGGCCGCCCGGGAGCUGUCUGGCUGGGGGCGGGGCUUCGUGCGCAUGUGCCCGGAGGUGGUGCGGGACCCGGUGACGCUGCAGGAGAGGCCCAUGACGGCGGUCUACCUGGACGGGCUGGUGCCACCGGGCCCCUUCCGGGCGGUGCUGGAGUACCUCUACACGGGACACCUGGAGCAGCACCGGGCCGACCUCAUGCAGGUGGCUGCCAUCGCCGAGCUGCUGGAAGUCUUUGACCUGCGCAUGAUGGUGGCCAACAUGCUCAACAAGGAGAGCUUCAUGAACCGCGAGAUCACCAAGGCCUUCCACGUCCGGCGGGCCAACCGGAUCAAGGAGUGCCUGACCAAGGGCACCUUUGCAGAUGUGGUCUUUGUGGUGGAUGACGGAUUGGUGCCGGCGCACAAGCCGCUGCUCCUCGCAGGAUGUGACUUCAUGGUGGCCAUGUUUGGUGGCACAUUCCGAGAGAGUUGUGCUGCAGAGGUCCCACUUCCGGGCACCAACUGUGCCUGCCUCCGCGCGGUGCUGGAGUUCCUCUACACGGGCCACUUUGUGCCCACUCCGGACCUGGACGCCAUGGAGCUGCUGGUGCUGACCAACCGCCUCUGCCUGACCCGCUUGCAGGCCCUGACUGAGCAGUACGCCGUGGACGAGCUUGUGCAUGCCAGCCUGCAGCAGGUGGAAAUAGAUGCCCAAGUCAUCCUCUACCUGGAGAUGACACAGUUCCAUAAUGCCCGCCAGCUGGCUGCCUGGUGCCUCCACUAUCUCUGCACCAACUACAACAGUGUCUGUCGCCGGUUCCCCCGCGAAAUGAAGUACAUGUCUCCAGAGAACCAGGCCUACUUUGAGCGACACCGCUGGCCCCCCAUCUGGUACCUGAAGGAGGAGGACCGCUACCUGCGCCUGCAAAAGGAGCGCGACUUGGAGGAGGAGGCGCUACGCAAGCAGCACCCGCGCAGCAAGUGGUGCUUCUGGCGCCCGCAUCACGCCAGCCACAUCUCCUGAGCACCCCCUUCCGAUAUUAUUUUGGGGGGUGAGGGGGUUAUGGGAUGCCAGUGUUGCCGUCGGGUUGGUGCCUUUGCUGGCGAGGGCACCGGCUGGCCGGCCGGCCAUGAUUGUUUUUUUUGCUUGGGCGGAGGGGCCCCUGCCUUGUUUACAAUCUCCUUCUCCCAGAAAGACCCCUCCUCCUGGAGCGCCGGCCCACUCCCGUCUCUCUCUCUCUCUAGUUGCUACCUCUGACCUUAGCAGUAUUUUGGUGACUGAGGGAGGGGUGGAGUUGGGAGGGGGGGAUUCGGAUGAGGCGCUUGCUGGGUCCUGCCCGCUCCCCAAAUGGGACUGGAUGGAACUGGAUUUGUGGUUUGGGGGAAAGAGUGGGGAGGGUGGGUUUUUUUUGGGGGGGGGCUUUCGGUAAGUGAGGGGGUGCAUGGGGAUGAUGGGGUAGAGAGUGUCUUUGAAGGCAUCCUGGUGUAGACCAGGCAUGGGCAAACUUUGGCCUGAACCUCCAGGUGUUUUGGUUUAAGCCGAGACGGAAAAGGAAGGUCAGGUGUGUAAGGCAUGAUCUCAUGGCUUCUUGGUUGGGCUAUUUUUACAUUGGACUGCAACUCCCACCAUUCCUAACAGCCUCAGGCCCCUUCCUUUUCCCCCUCAGCCGCUUAAGCGGCUGAGGGGGAAAAGGAAGGGGCCUGAGGCUGUUAGGAAUGGUGGGAGUUGCAGUCCAAAGCACCUGGACGGAAGACCGAAGUCUGCCCAUACCUGGUAUAGACGUGCUUCCCGUUUUGUGCUUGUCUGCUGUGGGAGGGGGGCAUGCGUGCGUGCGUGUGCACAGAGUGGAGCCCCCUCCCCAUUCGCCUGCCUACGUCUGUGCCUUGGACACAACACACGCCUCUUCCCGGCACGGGCCACACCUUGGUGCAUUAAAGGGAAGUGGUGGCCAGGUGUGUGUGCGCGCUUUGGAGAGAGAGAGGGGAGGGGCGUCGAGACCCCCUCUCCCUUGGGAAAUUGCACACACCCAGAUAGAAAGGUAUUCCCCCCCCCCCCCCACCCACUCCCCACUUUUUGCUGAUCCACGCUCCACUUUCCCGGCCCCAAGACCUCAGCCAAGCACAAACCUAACCCGGGGUGGGGGCCCCUUUUGUGGCACUCGCUGUUCUGAAGGGCUUUUGGGUCACGCGUGUCUUUCGCGGGACACGUGCACCCACGUUUCUAACCACUGUGAGCUGGGCCUAGCCUCUCCUUUUCUUACACACUUCAGUAUUGGACUGUUUUAACCUUUAAUAAACGCCUUUUUUGUAUUGUG
This is a messenger RNA of Anolis carolinensis (green anole), 3499 nucleotides long. RefSeq names its product rho-related BTB domain-containing protein 2. Gene Ontology annotation, biological process: establishment or maintenance of cell polarity; engulfment of apoptotic cell; regulation of cell shape. The record is from RefSeq and is a predicted model, not a curated record. Gene Ontology annotation, molecular function: GTPase activity; GTP binding; protein kinase binding. The coding region runs from base 172 to 2208 and encodes 678 amino acids. Gene Ontology annotation, cellular component: cytoplasmic vesicle; cell projection; cytoskeleton. The transcript is spliced from 10 exons. Lineage: Eukaryota; Metazoa; Chordata; Lepidosauria; Squamata; Anolidae.